AUGCCUCCGAAUCAAAAUACUAUGCCGCCAGAGUUUUAUCUGUUGUUACUCUCUGGUCGCCCCGGCGAUGUAUCGCAUUUGUCAACAGAGCGACGCUAUAACGACGUUGGGCCGCAUCUAUCUGGCCACCCAUUUCUCAAGGACCCUGACCGAUUGAUGAACCUCUUGGACGCUCUUGCUGCUAUUUGCGUCCAUAAAGAAACCAAGGAAGUUUAUUUUGUAUCAUUGGCGAUGGACCCGAAUGCUGUGACCCUGCAUGUUUCUUCCAACGAGAAUGUACCAGCCACCGUUGCCACCCAUCUCUGCAAAAUACGGGGUCAGCUCAAGGAACUCCGAAAAGUUCUAGAUAUUCCACCAAUACCACCUGAUAGCGAAACAUCCCCUGACCCCAAUAAAACCCAGUUGCGCGCCGACCACGAAUUUCAACUUCAGAGGACUAUCUAUGAGUAUUCGUACCGCAAACUCCGCCAGCGCUUUGUCAAAAGGGCACCUGCAAUUCUAGAUAGAUUUGAGACCACCACAAAAAAGUUGCAAGCUAGCCCUGAGGAUGCUGAGCUUCUGCAUCUUACACACUGGUACUUGAAACACAUUCAGGAUCUGCUGCGGAACGACAAACCAACGAAUAGCCUCACUGACUUGAUCCAGACAAUUGAUGAGAUGAGUCGGGCCUGGUGGAAUCAUUUGAAUGCUGCAGGAAAAGAGGAUAUUCUGACCCAGUGGGAUGACCUGCUUUGGGAGUCUGGCCUCACAUUUUGCAUUUAUGAAGCUAUAACUCAUGUCUUACUUUUAGGUGCUGACCAGAACAGGAAAUGGUCUCUGCGGUGCUUGCUUGAGAAGCUUUUUACCCUUCACCACCAUAUUCACACCAUCACACACAUCGCCUGGUCUCACCGACUCUUGCCUUUCCUCCAGGGUCAAUUUACUGUGGUUUCCGUGCCAGCAUCUUGUUGGGACAUAUCCCUCUCAUUCUCCCCACAAAACAUCCUCCCUGUCAUUUUUCCUCAAGGAGAACAGAAGGAGCUACCAGUUUACGAUGAGCUACUGAAACGGCUGAAAGAGAAACUGGAUAAAGAGGAGAUAACAUUGAAGAAAGGGACUAAUCUAUCCAUAAAAGCAGCUGUUCAUGCUGAAUGCACCCUACUUGUGUAUCAUCUCCAACACCCCAUCCCUACUCCAUACCACUAUCUUGGUGGAUCGAAAUUGUCUUGCCAUGGAUGUGCCACCCUUUUCAGCAGUUUCAACCUUGUCGCAGAAUCUUUUCAUUCCCCCCAAUUCUUCACCAAGGGUUGCCACAACAAAAUCUAUCUCCGGUGGGCUUGCCCUUCCCUGCUAUCACCAGAGCAAACAAAACAAUUACAACCUGGCACCCCGUCUCUCGAUGCUGGGGUCAGAAAGGAAAUGAUUGUAGCCUUGAGCCGUGAACUGGCCACAUAUGUAAAUGAGCUGCGCACAUUCACAGAGGGGUCAUCCCGACCGCAGUCAGAUAGCACUGCUGCCUCUGGUGACUCACGCGAGCCUCCAGAAGCCAUAGCAAGAUCGCAAAUGCGAGCGAGGGUGGAAGCUGCCUUUGCCUACAACGGUUAA
This is a messenger RNA of Laccaria bicolor S238N-H82, 1584 nucleotides long. RefSeq lists its product as uncharacterized. The record is from RefSeq and is a predicted model, not a curated record. NCBI's taxonomy places the organism in Eukaryota, Fungi, Basidiomycota, Agaricomycetes, Agaricales, Hydnangiaceae. The coding region runs from base 1 to 1584 and encodes 527 amino acids. The transcript is spliced from 3 exons.